UGUGCGACUCACACCAAACCAGACAGACCACAAUGAACCAAUAGCAACAAACCAAAAAAAGUGACUCUCAGAAGAAAUAAACAGCAGUAACCGGUCAACAAAAACACAUAUUUUGGAGCAGUGGGUAAUGGCUACUAAACAAGAAACGACUCCUCAGUGGAAAACAACCAUUAUAGUCAGCACAUCACUCCAGAAUCAUGAGGCAAGCAGGAUGCUAAGCUCGCAGCAGCACCGAAUCAGAUUUUCUGACGGUGUUGAGUCUGGAGCCUUUAUUUUUCCUCUGUCAGGUACUGCAUUUAUGUUGGUUGACCCUCAACACCUCCCAGAGCAUAUUGAAGAAUCUGGACUCAUUGAUGGGAUAAAGACGUUUGUGCAGGUCCACCGGAACAGCUUUCUACUUCUCUAUGCCCCCUUUAAUGGGAAAAGGGAACUGGACGUUUUGUCAGUGAUCCAACACAGAUUCUUUGGCAGCAAUCUUAGGAUCCUUCCUGUACGAAACAAUGCUGAGAUGGUCAAAGGAAUGUUGACUAUUGCCAAGGCCACCAGUAAGCCCCAUGUAGACAGUAUCCGCGACCGGAUGUCUCUGGUCCGGGCUCACAUCAUUGAAAGCAGUCCUGUGUGGGAGAUGCUACGAGACAUUCUAUAAAGCUCAGCAUAUGCUCCAGCAUUAUUUUUUUCAUACACUUGAAAACACUUGUUUUAUUUAAUGCUAACCCGUACAAGCAUAAAUGGCUGAAUAUAUAAAAAAAAACUAUUUAA
This is a messenger RNA of Centropristis striata (black sea bass), 759 nucleotides long. RefSeq names its product protein SPO16 homolog. The record is from RefSeq and is a predicted model, not a curated record. Gene Ontology annotation, biological process: synaptonemal complex assembly; reciprocal meiotic recombination. The transcript has 6 exons. Bases 128 to 646 code for a protein of 172 amino acids. Gene Ontology annotation, cellular component: chromosome. Lineage: Eukaryota; Metazoa; Chordata; Actinopteri; Perciformes; Serranidae.